Messenger RNA from Purpureocillium takamizusanense, 4739 nucleotides. RefSeq lists its product as uncharacterized. Lineage: Eukaryota; Fungi; Ascomycota; Sordariomycetes; Hypocreales; Ophiocordycipitaceae. The transcript is spliced from 2 exons. Gene Ontology annotation, molecular function: protein serine/threonine kinase activity; ATP binding. Gene Ontology annotation, biological process: intracellular monoatomic cation homeostasis; protein phosphorylation; intracellular signal transduction. The record is from RefSeq and is a predicted model, not a curated record. Bases 1614 to 3932 code for a protein of 772 amino acids.
ACUCUCUCUCUCGCUCUCGCGCGCGCACGCCUGCACUCUCUCCCCCCGGCUGCCACUCAUCACUUUGGUCGGCUGGUCGCUCGCUCUCUCACACACUUUUUUGGCGGAGGACCGCGCCUUUUUCGUCCUGUCAAGACCGUCUCGGCCGCUCGCCUCUCCUCUUGCGUCCUUCCUAUUAAUGCCUCCCGCCCCCCUUCCGGCCCAUUCCCACUCUUUGUGAAUCCUUUGUUUCCGUUUCCCUCUCUGCUCUGCUGCGAGACCGCCUCACGCCUUGUUCCUCGCCCACCGUUCGCCUUCGAUGCUGCAAGUCAGCAUCCUUUAAAACCUCACGCAGAGCCAGUGAGUGCGGCGGAGACGGGUCCCCGAGGCUGGCUUCCUUUUACUUGGCUUAAAGCCCAUCGACUCGCACGGCAGAAGCUUGCCCACCCAGCGCAGACGGUCGGUCUACUUACAGUUCGCCUGCAACUCCCCUCCUCGCCUUACUUAUUACCAACACAGACCAGGACAGGGGCUCUGUCUGGUACUGCUGCCAUUCGCAUCAUCGAGACGACGGCGACAACCACGCAAGUGGCCCGCCCCCCGAAAACUCCUGGCCCGACCUGCGCCAAUCCGCGUCAGCCAAUUCUUUUCCCCCCAAACCUAUCAAUCGAACCCCCAUUGUUCUCCUGGUCGGCGCAGAGGUGCUUUUGCGGCACAAACCUGGAACACUGGACAUUUUUGCCGCGGCUAGAAACCCGUGCUUCCGCAGCGUCUUCUAGACGUUUGGCAGAGCCAACGACAAGUCGACACAGCCACCACAGACAGCCACUGGCAGCCCCAGCGACAGGAUCAAAGUCACAUCGGCUGCGACCCUCUGCUUCUUGUUCGAACGACAGCCACAGGCGCGAAACCGCCAUUGAGCGCCAUCGCAGCGUCGCCUGCCGUCGAAUUGAUCGACCCGCGAUCCGGCUCGCCUCGCCUCGCAUCGCCUCGCCUCGCAGGGCCGACAGGCGACUACCGACCAGUGCAUCUCGUCAAUCCUCCUGGCGCAUCGUCGCCAACUCCCAACCCCGCGCUGCCCUGGCUGUUUUGUUGGUGCCGGUCGACAGAAAACCGGGCCGCCUCCAAAUAGCCCCAGGACGAAACCGACCCUCGGCGAUACCGCAACCUUGGUUGGCGACGAACGCGGCCUCUGACUGGUGGUAGCGCCGCGCAGCCAUUACGUCGUGGCGCACCCCCACCCCCUCCAAACACUUGGAGCGGUGCCGUGUCCCAAGCCUGCCCUUCCACCCCAAGGCGCCAGCAGUGGAGUGGAGGCGACCUGUCCCGCGCAGCAGCCGCUGGUACAAGCCUGUACCGACCCUACCUGCGAUAAGUACUUGCGACGCCGCUAACGUGCGCCGACCGACUCGCAUCGAAUCCCGCCUCGCGCGCGCGCCCCCCUUCGGCCUCGCGUCCACCGUCACCUCCGGUCGCCCCAGUUGCGCUGCGAAGAACGAGCGAAGCGUCUUCGGCUAGGUGCACUGGCUUUGCUUGCUUGUUGUACGGCGGCGCUAGGUACUCAGCACGGUAUCGCACCGAGUACACCGAGUACUCCUGACUAAGCACACACACACACACACACCACACACACAAUGGCCCUCUUUUCGCGGCGGCCACAACCAGCAGCCGUCCUGGGCGCCACGGCGCCGCGGCCAAUACCGUCGUCGCACCCGAGCAUUGAAGCCGCACCGAGGACGAAUGGGAGCCUCGCCACCACGGCACCGGCGUCAGCGAACACGGCGCCAGGCACUGCGACCGACGGCGGCUUGGCGGCAGUCCCGGACCCGAGCGAACCCCCCCAUUCUUAUUAUUCAAGCAGCUUCUCCUCUUCACCUCGACAGUUUCCCUCUGACUUUACCGACCCCAUCCUCGAGGAAGGAGACGUGGAAUCUGGCAGCGAUUGUGUACUCGAGCCCGUCACGCCCGUCAGCGGCGGUCGCUACUCUCAAGACUUCACCACGCUGCACCACGACGACCACGCCAACCCCCUGCAGCGCGCGCAAACCGCCCAGCCUACCGUCGCCGCCGCACCCAAGCGCGUCCCUGUCCUAGCCACGCAGACAUCGGCGCCUCCUUUGACCCCGAGAAGCGCGCCUCAGCAGUCUGCUCUGUCAUCUCGGCCUUCUUAUCCGGCGCCGCCGUCUCAGACGCCCGUCACUGGGCGUGCCACCGCCCCCCGCGGUUCUACGAGCAGGAUACGACGCACAGUCUCGAAUUUGUUUCGCCGCACCAACAGCUCACGCGACCAAGAGCACGAUUUCGCUGUCCCCGCCGACAAUCCGUUGUUCUCCGCGACCGAUACUCCGCAUUCGAGCGGUGACAAUUUCGCACGGAGCGGACCGCCGCCCACCAGCAACGGCCGCGUUCCGGCCAAGCAUUCCUCCAACACCACCUCCUCUAACUCUCCGCCCUCCCCUGGCUCGCCCCUCAUGAUGGCCCCAACGCACCGAUCGGCCGUCGCCCCCGCGAGCCCGCUGCCAGACGCCGACGACUUCAAGAAGAAGGGCCGGGCUGCCACGGGCCUGUCCUUCCGGGGACGGGCCGUCAACUUCGUCGGCGCAACCAUGAGCAGGGGGCGACCCUCCAAGGGGACACGCCGGGCCGCAAGCUUUGACUCGGACAACCGCGGUUUCCCCUCGACUCAGCAGGACACGGACGAUUCAGAUGACAAGACCUACCCUCCGGAGCGACUGCCCUGGCCGCUCCCCCCCGACGCGGGCACUGGUGCCAAGGCUCGCCGGAUGAGCUUGAGCCUGCCAGAUGAUUUUACCGUCGACAUUGCUGAGCUGCAGUCCGAAUUUGAGUACCACCACAAGAUUCUCGGCCGUCAUAGGAAGCAUCUGGGCAAGGGAGCCGCGUCAAAGGUCACUCUGAUGGUCCGCAAGGGCUAUCCCGGCGAGCUCUACGCGGUCAAGGAGUUCAGGGGCAAAUCUCACCGUGAGACCCAAGAGGAGUACGAGAAGAAGAUCAAGUCCGAAUUCAGCAUUGGCAAGAGCCUCCACCACCCCAACAUCGUGGAGACGAUUCGCCUUUGCACCGACCACCACCGGUGGAAUCAUGUCAUGGAGUAUUGCUCCGAGGGUGACUUGUUCGGCCUCGUCCAGAAGGGCUGGUUCAAGGGCGAUGACAAGAAGAAGGACAGGCUCUGUCUGUUCAAACAGCUCAUCCAGGGCGUCAGCUAUCUCCACGCCAACGGCAUCGCCCACCGGGACAUCAAGCUCGAGAACCUUCUCCUGACCAAGGACAGCAAGCUCAAGAUCACGGACUUCGGCGUCUCCGAAGUCUUCUCGGGGACUCACCCUGGCCUCCGCGAGUCUGGCGGGCAGUGCGGACGAAACAUGAGCGAUGUGCGGCUGUGUUCGCCGGGCAUCUGCGGCAGCGAACCGUACAUUGCGCCCGAGGUCUUGGAGAAGAGGAACAAGUACGACCCUCGUGCACUGGACGUCUGGAGCUCAGCCAUUGUCAUGAUCUACCUGACCUUUGGCGGUGCCAUCUGGUCGCGCGCUGAGCGUGGCAACGCACAUUACGACAAGCUCGUCCGCGGCUGGGAGAGAUGGUACGAGAAGCAUCCAGAGAUUGGCGCGACCAUAUCGGAAACAGACUACCCAGCAUGCUUGGCCCUGGACGUCGGCGUUAACCCCCCGGCCCUCCGUCGACUGAUGCUGCAAAUGCUCAAUCCUGACCCGUCCAAGCGCAUCGCGAUCGAGGAUGUCCUCAACAACCGGUGGAUGAAGAAUGUCGAGUGCUGCCAAAUCGAGUCGUACGACGACCCCGCGCAGACGAUCGAUGCCACUAAAAAGGACUGCUGCAACAAGAACGGGACGAAGAAGAUCUUCUGCCACAGUCAUCUGCCGCCGAAGACGGCCAACUCCCAUUCACUGGGCAAGAUGCCAGGGACCCCUGGCUACUAGACGGAUCGGACACGGCACGCCAGCGCGAAUGCUCCGUGUCUGUCUUCACGAAGCCUGCGUUUCUUUGAAGCGGCAGGGGCUGGCUAGCCAUACUUGGAACCUGCCUCGCUUUGACUGCCCUGCGGUGCUCAUUUUCUCUUUUUGUCAUUGGGUCUUUGCUACCAGCAGAUCCUUUGUGUUUGCUUGGGAUUACACAUUAGGCCGGGUCAUUCUACGACUAUGGCGGCGUUUUCGGUUUGGACGGCGGCCCUAGCUGGAGCGGGGCCGGGAAAUCGGCGUUCUCGGUAUUGAUUCCCUCGAUGGAUGGUGGGGAUACUGUCAGGUGGGGGAAGGCUUGUGGCGGAUCACGACAUCCGUUGCAGCUCCCUUGUCGCGCCCCCACACAUGCGUACAUAUGGUCCAGCAUAGCUGGAUUGCAAGGCCAUGCUAUUUUCUCCUUUGGGUUGUUUGGGAUCAGCAUAAUUCUCCCGGGAGGCAUUGCGUGGCGCGCGGCGCGGCCUGGCAGUGUAAAUGUCCCGGAAAGCCUGGCCAGGGGAGCUGGGUGCAUGGGGGGUCGGUGUGGUCUUGAUUUCGUCACACAGGGCCGGCGAAGACGGAGAUGCUCGGGGAAGUGCUCCACGGGUGUCAAGGUAUUUGUCGAUUCUGGAUCAUGGCAUGCGGGUGGUGCGUGGACUGCGGAGCGUGUGGCAGGGCUAGACUUGCAGGGAGCAGCUCCUCAAGAGUAUUGUCUAGCACGGCAUACAAUAGACCUAGGUGGACGACGACGGACGUGCAGUUUUGUCUGUCCAACCGCGAAUAAUUACACGC